Molecule: messenger RNA, 1691 nt
Organism: Panonychus citri (citrus red mite)
Lineage: Eukaryota; Metazoa; Arthropoda; Arachnida; Trombidiformes; Tetranychidae
Product: sulfide:quinone oxidoreductase, mitochondrial-like
Exons: 7
Coding region: 121-1395 (424 amino acids)
Cellular component (GO): mitochondrion
Molecular function (GO): FAD binding; sulfide:quinone oxidoreductase activity
Source: RefSeq, a predicted model, not a curated record
ACAACAAAUUGAUUGUUUUUCAAUUUUAAGUUGAGAUUAAUGAUUUCAAAUGAUUUCAUUUUGAGAAAUUGAUUGGAUUUUACUUUGGAUUAUUGUUACGUUAUUGUCAUCUUAUUAAUCAUGUUCUCAAGUGUAAGAUAUUUGUCUAAUGUUUCAAGUCGUUUACCGGCAACAUUUGACAUCGCAAUUGUUGGUGGAGGAACUGCUGGUAUGAAUUUAGCCUGGAAAAUGGGCCGUUACCAUAAGAAAUUAAACAUCGCCUUAAUUGAACCUUCGUCGUUCCAUUAUUAUCAGCCAAUGUGGACUCUUGUUGGUGCUGGAAUUAAGAGAAUUGAGUCUUCUCGUAGUUCAAUGGACGAUUUGACCAGAAAUCUACGAAUCGUCAAAUUAAAAGAUAGAGCAGUUCAAUUUAUUCCGGAAGAAAAUUGUGUCCGAUUAGAAUCUAGAGGUUUGCUUCGUUACAAUUAUCUGAUUGUUUGUACUGGAAUCGAACUGGAUUUUGAGAGAAUCAAAGGGAUUAAAGAUGCUCUACAAAGAGACAAUGUUUGCUCUAAUUAUUCGGUUGAUACUGUUGAGAAAACAUGGAAAUGUCUUCAGGCCACUAAAUCAGGAAAUGCGAUUUUCACUUUUCCAAAUACUCCAAUUAAAUGUGCUGGAGCUCCUCAGAAAAUUAUGUACCUCGCCGAUGAUCAUUGGAGAAAGACAGGAAGACGAGAUAAUAUCAAGAUAAUGUUCAAUUCAGCCGGUGCAGGGAUAUUUGCUGUUCCCAAAUACGCAGAAAGUUUAAAUAAAGUUGUCGCUAACAGAGGAAUCCAAACCAAUUUCCGUCACAAUUUGAUUGAAAUUAAAGGUGAUGAAAAUGUUGCUAUUUUUGAACAUCUUGACUCUGGAGAUAAAGUUUCAUUCGAGUAUGAUAUGAUUCAUAUUACACCCCCUCAAAAACCGUCGCCGAUUUUAGCCCCGAUUGCUGAUCAAUCUGGUUUUGUCGAUGUUAACAAGGAGACACUUCAACAUGUUAAAUAUGAAAAUAUUUUCGCCACCGGUGAUUGUAGCAAUUUACCGACCUCAAGAACAGCAGCAGCAGUGGCCAGUCAAUCGGAUGUACUUUUCUGGAAUUUAGUUAAUGUGCUUGGGGGUCGAAAACCUUCAUUAAAGUACGAUGGGUACACUUCAUGUCCUUUAAUCACCAGUUACGAUAAAUGUAUUCUUGCUGAAUUUGAUUACGAUUUAAAACCGAAAGAAACUUUUCCAAUUGAUCAAGGAAAAGAAAGACGAUCAAUGUUCAUUGUGAAAACUCAUCUAAUGCCUCUAUUAUAUUGGCUUUUACAUGUAACUGGUCGAUGGUCUGGUCCAGGUAAAUUAAGAAAAUGGCUUCGACUUGGACUUUCAGAUUAAACUAUUAUGGACUAACGAUUCCCUAAACUUGACUACCCGAGAUCCUGAAUAAAAUGACUAUCGAUAAUCAAAUUGAAGGUUAACUUCAACAUUUAAAUAUCACCAAUUUUAGCUUCUACUAAUCAAUACUGUUAUUUUGUAUCUCUUUUUAGAGUAAUUUACUAAAUGGUUGUUAAUAAGCGAACUCAAUUCUGUUUUAAUUGAGUAUAAAUUAAUUUGGGGCUUAACUGUAAAAGUUGAAUAUUAUGUACAAAUUGAGUUUAUGAGAUUACAUAAACAACUCAGAUAGAUAUUGA